Molecule: messenger RNA, 3410 nt
Organism: Suillus subalutaceus
Lineage: Eukaryota; Fungi; Basidiomycota; Agaricomycetes; Boletales; Suillaceae
Product: P-loop containing nucleoside triphosphate hydrolase protein
Exons: 21
Coding region: 162-3356 (1064 amino acids)
Biological process (GO): cellular response to heat
Cellular component (GO): cytoplasm
Molecular function (GO): ATP binding; ATP hydrolysis activity
Source: RefSeq, a predicted model, not a curated record
UAGCUCGAGAAGUUAAUAUCGCACUACGGUAACAGCCACAGACCGCUGCUGCCCUGCAUAACAUUAGCCUGAGAAUGUCGAUUUUGCAUCAAUUUCUGAAACAAACCAGUGUUGUGUUUCACUGCACCCAUUACAAACCACAGCUUCCUAGUGCUUGCUAAAUGUCAACGACAGACACUACUUUGCGCGAUGGCUCCAACGAAUCAAUAUCACAAUCUCCAACUGCUGCCAGUACCAGUUUCAGAUUCGACAGUGAAUUGGAUAAUCUGUGGACCAACUGUGAAUGGCUAGCUGGUGGGACCUACCUGAACACUCAGGUUGGCCGUCUUCCCGAACGCAGUUCGACACUCGUGAAGCCUCUCCAUCUUGCUCUCGGGCUUCUUUUCAAUGGACUCUAUGAUGAUUCGGACCCAAGAUUGUACGCUGUCGACCCUGAGUUGCCCAGGUCUCUUCAAUUACCUCUGUUCUGGACCGCCAUUUCCCAGGCAUCGGGGAUCCCUGAUAAUAUUGCCUUGCACCUUCGCGAGGUGACAUUCAAGCCACAUGGCGAGCGUCUCCUACAGCAAUGUAUUGGCCAGGCGCUAUGGCAAGAGUUGAAGAAAGAUAAAGACUUACACAAAGAAGACAAAAGAGCUUCUUCUGAUCCAGAAAAUAUUCUGAGUCGAGCCACCAUAGACACCGAAACCAUUUUAAAGCGGGCCAAAAUGAUAUGCGAUGAAUAUAGUAGCGAGUUUAUCGCUCUGCACCACAUUCUCCUGGCGCUCCUUGAGCACGAAGAACUCUUUGACAUUCUCAAGAAAUGGCAGAGCCUACGGACCGAAAAGCUUCCUGAUAUUGUUCGCCAUCUUAGACCCAUGACCAUUCGCAACCACAACACUCAAUUGUUUCCCAUCUUGAACCAAUGGGCAAUCGAUCUCACGCAGCUUGUCAAAGAUAAGAAGGAGCGAGGAAAAGUGAUCGACCCGUUAAUCGGCAGAUGCAACGAAUUGCGUCGCCUUAUAGCUAUUCUGUCAAGACGCAAGAAGAAUAGCGCUGUUCUUCUCGGCGAUCCAGGUAUUGGAAAAACUGCCAUUGCUGAAGGCCUAGCACAUAGACUUGUCGAAGGAAUCUUGAAAGUUGGUACUGGGGAUCAUAACAUCGAUCAGCCUGGCGUCAUUGAAGGCCUGGAUCGGAGGAGUGCCAGACGCACCAUGCAAGUCCCAGAGUCUGUCGUUGCCCGGGUGUUUAAUCUAGACCUUGCGUCAUUACUUGCAAGCACAGCAUGCAAGUCAGCGUAUGAACAGAUAGUCAAGAUGAUCCUGGAUGAGAUUGCACAGCAUGAGGAAAGGGGUAUCAGGGCCAUCAUUUUCAUAGACAAUCUGAGCCAGAUCGCUAUAGGAGGGUACCGCAGCGAUGGGACUGGUUUGGACGCCGCCACCAUUAUGAAGCCGUUCUUAAUGAAGGGUAAACUACGUUGUGUUGGGUGUUCAACUAUCGAAGAUUUCCGAACGUAUAUAGAAAAGGAUGGCGCAUUGGCUCGUCAAUUUUCGCCUAUUUACGUCUGCGAAUCCGCUCCAGAUGAAACGGUGGAAAUACUGCGCGGAUUAAAGGCCCCCCUACAGCGUUUUCACAAGAUUGCCAUCUUGGAUGAUGCCCUUGUAGCAGCAACCACGAUCGCCACUCAGUUCUUCGCACAUAAAAGACUACCAGACUCGGCUAUAGAUCUGAUCGACGAGACAUGCGCUCAGGCCACCCUUGCACGCAGUGCCAACUCAGAAACAGUGUGGAAACUACAAAGGAGCAGAGUUGUGUUGGAAAUGGACAUAUGCUCCUUGAAGCGAGAGGUUGACGAGGAAAGCGAUCGAAGGGUGCUUGAAGCUCAAGCUAAACUAUACAAUCUUGAUCGAAAGAUUGAAGCAUCAAGCUCUUCGAGACGAAUUUACCGAAUUAUACGUCGCAAACUGAAAGAAGUUGAAAAGAAGAUCAGGACAGAAGAUGAUCGAUUUACACUUGGUUCAUUUAACGAUGAAGACGAAAGACAAGAGGCCAUAGACAGAGUCCAGGACCUUCGAAUCAAUCAUGACAAUCUUCAACACCAACUAGAGCAGGCCGAUUCCGGGACAUUCACUUUGAAUUUGGAUGAAUUCGAAAAGAACAGCGACCCAGUCACGGACAAGAUGGUCGCAAAGACCGCCAUGUAUUAUACCUUUAUUCCUGCAGCUGAAACUCUCAACCCAUCGGAGAUCCUGAAAGUUGCAGACAGGCUAAGCACAGUGGUGGUUGGCCAGCCGGAGGCUGUUGAAGCCGUCGCGAACACGGUGCAAUACAUGUGGGCGGGAUUCAAAAAUCCACGAAGGCCUAUCGCAUCGUUCCUUUUUGGUGGUCCAUCAGGAUCCGGGAAAACGCUGCUCGUGAAGGGACUUUCCGAGAUUGCACUUCAACAAUCUGGCAAGUUGCUACGCAUCAAUGCCAACGACUACGCCGAACCGCACAGUCUCACGCGUUUGAUCGGAACACCCGCAUGCACGGGGUUCGACCAUGGUGGUCAGCUGACUGAAUGUGUCAGACGAAAGCCUUUCUCUGUCGUGCACAUCAAAGAUAUCGAACGAGGCUGUGUGGAAUUCAGGCUGCUCAUACAGACCAUUCUCGAUGAGGGAACGAUCAAAGAUGGUGAUCGGAAUGUUGUUGAUUUUACCAAUUGCAUCAUUAUCAUUUCGACGAGCCUUGGUCAAGUGAACAUGGGGCGCGCUAUAUCGGAAGAGACGGAGCGCAAGCACUUCAUGAACGAGAUUAAAACCUAUUUCCCUGGUGAAUUCCUGUCGCGCCUUGAUAAAAUAGUGGUGUUUCGACGUAUGUCUGGAGCCACUCUGAUCACAAUGAUCCAUGCUCGCCUUGAAGAGCUGAGAAAGCAAUUAUCCCUCAUCGACCUCCAGCUGUCAGUCCAUGACGCGGUGGAGAAUCGUCUGCAGUUCCAGGCGCCAUCAAACCGUGUAGGCUGCGCGCGAUGGUUAGAUCGGUUGAUUCGAUCGGAGAUCCUGGAACCACUCACAAAGCUCCUCCUCAAGAACGAUGUGCCUGAAAACAAGACUGUUGUCUUGAACAUCGAUGAAGACACACGCAAAAUAACAGUCCGGCUUGUUGAGGGGGGACCUACUAUACCAGUCACGGAGCCAAUGCCAGAGUCGCCCGUAUCAUCGUCGCCUUCUACUUCUUACUACAGUUUCGACACAGACGACGAGCAUUGGGAGGGUGAAUCCACAGAUUCGCACAGCGUAGAUGAAGAAGAGGAUGGACACUUUCGCCAGAGCUGGGCACCACUUUCCCUGCGACCAGCGGGUCCUCCGGCCCUUAGCCCACUACCACAAAGGUUAUUCUGAGCAGUGUCGUGACGGCUGAUACGAAUAUCAUGAACUUGAUGUAGAUGCAUGACU